UCAUUCUUUGAGCCAGCAAAAGCGAGUCCACAAGCACAUGGUAUAACCAUUCAUCUGUUACUCUGCUUGCCAAUAUCAUUACAUAACAGUAUCAUUAACUCUUGUUUUUAUUGCUUUCAACAAGUUACCAACUCACCUGUUGAUAAUUUAUUUCCUUUAUUCAUUUUUAUAUUUUUUUCCUUCAGUGACAUGAGAUCAAGGUUCCACUUCCACCUCAAAAACCAGUUUCUAGCUUGUACAAAACCCUUUUGACCCUUUUUUUUUUCUUCUCUUUCUUUUUCUACAUCUUUUUCUCAGUAAAUAAAUAAAAGUAUUGCAUAAAAAAAUCUAGGACAAUAUCAAUUACUAAGGUUGUCAUUAGAGGUUUAUACCAGGUUGUCCUGAGCUAGAUUUGUGCUGAACAUGAGUUUGAUCUUCUCCUUUCAUCAUUUGCAUUCAAUCCGUUUCAAUAUAACAAAAGGGUAGUUCAGAUUUUUCUUAUGCUCUAUGGUUUGGGUCUUCCUGGUUCUGGUGGAGCUUUGAAGGUAGUAAAUUUAAAGCGUUCUUCCCAAGGCUGCAAAGAGAAAAAUUGAAAGAGAAAAGAAAAAUACAUCAUAAUCAGUGGUUUUCUUUGAAUAACUAGACAUGUGGGAUUGUAGAGAACUUGGCUUAUUUAUCUUUGCCUUAUCAAUCUUUCCCUUGGUAUGUUUUUCUGCCAGCUUUGUUCCUAUAGACAAUUACCUUAUAGAUUGUGGAGCAUCUUCCAAUACUUCAAUAGGUAGCAGCAAUUUCACAGCUGAUAGUUUCUUCAAGAAUUUCCUUUCCACUAAACAAGAUAUUCUUGCCAAUACUACUUCCUCUAAUGAUUUGCCACUCUAUCAAACGGCAAGAAUUUUCACUGCAUCCUCAAAGUACACAUUUCCUAUUAACAAAAAGGGGAGACAUUGGAUCCGUCUUUAUUUCUUUCCAUUUGCAUAUGAAAAUUACAAUUUGGGUGCUGCAAAUUUUGCUGUUACCACCCAAAACAACAUCCUUCUCAGUAACUUCAGUGUGCAGAAAAAUCCUGUAAUGAAGGAGUAUUCUGUUAAUGUGACCUCAGAUACACUUGUGAUCACCUUUACCCCUUCCAGCAGCAAUUCCAUUGCUUUUGUGAAUGCCAUUGAAGUUGUUUCAGUCCCUGAUGACCUCAUUAUUGAUGGUGCUAACACCGUAAAUCCACCAGCAAGCUACUCUGGGUUGUUGACACAGGCAUUGGAGACAGUUUUCAGGGUUAACAUGGGUGGUCCAACUGUGUCCUCUGGCAAUGACACCCUUCAUCGAAAUUGGGUUCCAGAUCAAAGCUUCCUUAUACAACCUAACCUUGCCAGUUAUGUUUCCAACAUUGGUGCUGUUAAAUAUGUAGGUGUUUUAACAGAAAAUACUGCUCCACCUACUGUCUAUGGUACUCUAACACAGAUGAACUCAAGUGGUGAUCCCCGUAGUAAUUUCAAUGUGUCCUGGGAGUUUGAUGUGGAACGUGGAUUUCAGUACCUUGUUCGACUUCACUUCUGUGACGUAGUUAGUAAAGCUCUUAAUGAACUCUACUUCAAUGUUUACAUUAACUCUUGGUUGGCUACUAAGGAUCUUGAUCUUAGUAUAAAAAAUAAUAAUGUUUUGGCUGCUCCAUAUUACAUGGAUUUGGUUACAUCCCCAUCUGUCAGAAAUAAGAUUCUUGUGAGUAUUGGCCCUUCUACUCUGGAUGGUGAUUAUCCUAAUGCUAUUUUGAAUGGUCUUGAGAUAAUGAAAAUGAACAACUCUAUGAGCAGUCUCAGUGCAUCAACAGUUGUGCCUGUGACAAGUACUUCUGGUUCGAAUUCUAAGAAAGUUGGCAUGAUUGUGGGUGUGAGUCUUGGGGCAUUUAGUGCAGUGGUCUUGCUUGGAGUUUUCUUUGUACUAUGCAGGAAAAAAAGAAGGUUGGCACGACAAGCGCAUUCAAAGACAUGGAUUCCCUUAUCAGACAAUGAUGGAACUUCUCACAGUAUGGGAAGUAAAUAUUCUAAUGGCACAACAGCAAGUGCUGCUUCAAACUCUGGAUAUCGCAUCCCUUUUGUGGCUGUUCAGGAGGCUACAAACAAUUUUGAUGAGAGUUGGGUUAUUGGCAUUGGUGGUUUUGGUAAAGUAUACAAAGGAGAAUUAAAUGAUGGCACUAAAGUUGCAGUUAAGAGGGGAAAUCCGCGGUCACAGCAAGGGCUUGCAGAAUUCAGAACUGAAAUUGAAAUGCUGUCUCAGUUCCGCCAUCGCCAUCUGGUAUCAUUGAUUGGAUAUUGUGAUGAAAAGAAUGAAAUGAUCUUGAUAUAUGAAUAUAUGGAGAAGGGAACUCUCAAGAGUCAUCUUUAUGGUUCAGGUCUCCCAAGCUUGAGUUGGAAGGAGAGACUUGAGAUAUGCAUUGGAGCAGCUAGAGGACUUCAUUACCUUCACACUGGCUAUGCUAAAGCAGUUAUUCACCGCGAUGUUAAGUCUGCAAAUAUCUUGCUUGAUGAGAACCUAAUGGCCAAAGUUGCUGAUUUUGGACUAUCAAAGACUGGUCCUGAAAUUGAUCAGACUCAUGUGAGCACUGCUGUCAAAGGGAGUUUUGGUUACCUUGAUCCUGAGUAUUUCAGGAGGCAACAGUUAACAGAAAAGUCAGAUGUGUAUUCAUUUGGGGUAGUUCUGUUUGAGGUUCUUUGUGCAAGACCUGUUAUAGAUCCAUCCCUUCCUAGAGAAAUGGUGAACUUGGCUGAAUGGACAAUGAAAUGGCAGAAAAGAGGGCAAUUGGAGCAAAUCAUAGAUCCAACACUUGCAGGGAAAAUAAGACCAGAUUCUCUUAGGAAGUUUGGAGAAACUGCUGAAAAAUGCUUGGCUGAUUUUGGUGUUGAUAGGCCUUCUAUGGGAGAUGUCUUGUGGAAUUUGGAGUAUGCUCUCCAACUUCAAGAGGCUGUUGUUCAAGGUGAUCCUGAAGAAAACAGUACCAAUAUGAUUGGUGAACUCUCUCCACAGAUCAACAAUUUCAACCAUGAAGCAAGUGUUUCUGCAGCACAAUUUGAAGCUUCAAGUCUAGAUGAUCUGUCUGGUGUUUCUAUGAGUAAGGUAUUCUCACAGCUGGUGAAAUCUGAAGGGAGGUGACUUUGAAUAUUAUAUCUUCUAAAUUUUGCAUUACAUUACUCUUCUUUUAUGAAUUUUGUGGUUUGUGUUAUGAACAGUAGUUCUCUGCUCCCUCAUAGAGGGUUGAGGCACUUUAUAGACUUGUAAAGAAAGGCCAAGUUAAUAGAACAUGUUUGCUUAAUUUUGGUAAAC
Gastrolobium bilobum is the source of this 3291-nucleotide messenger RNA. RefSeq names its product receptor-like protein kinase HERK 1. Gene Ontology annotation, biological process: protein autophosphorylation. Gene Ontology annotation, cellular component: plasma membrane; plasmodesma. The transcript is spliced from 2 exons. Lineage: Eukaryota; Viridiplantae; Streptophyta; Magnoliopsida; Fabales; Fabaceae. Gene Ontology annotation, molecular function: transmembrane receptor protein tyrosine kinase activity; ATP binding. The coding region runs from base 625 to 3120 and encodes 831 amino acids. The record is from RefSeq and is a predicted model, not a curated record.